AUGUCUUGGUACCGAAGAACUAAGCCCUUCCUCGUCACCUCCAGGAGAAACAUCAUAACUUCUCCGAGGAUUUCGCCGGUUUCUCCCCCUUCCAACGCUUUCUCGACUGUUCAUCGGAAUGGGUCUUCAAAUCUAUCAGCUAAGUUUUCUGGGUUCUCCAUUUUUUCCCGCAAAUCAGGUUUAAGCUUGUGUAACUCUAUCGGGAACACGAACAUCAAUGCCUGCAACCGGUUUCUGAGCAUUCCCAGGAAGUUUGUCAGCUUUGAUAGUCGCCAGGUUCAUCCUUUCAAGCCACCGGAACAGAGACGGUGGUUCCGAAGGCCUGCGGCCGUGUUGAUGGCGGUGCUUGUGUGUUCAGGGGUUUUGGUCACCGUGUAUUGUAUGAAUCUAGAGACUGUUCCUUACACGAAACGGAGGCAUUUCGUUCUUUGGCCGAAAUCGAUCGAGAAAUGGCUUGAUGAAUCUAGCUUUCAGUCUCUAACAUCUGGGUACGAGGGGAAAAUACUCCCUGCGGAUCAUCCUGAGAGCAUUAGGGUUAAAUCGAUCGUGAAGAAUAUCAUCCAAGGGAUGCAGAGAAGUUUGAGCCUGGAGAGUGUGCGAGCUCAUGUUAUCUAUACGGAAAACGACGGAUUAGUUAAGGAUGCGGCAAUGGGACUGAGCGAAAACUGCGUGGAAGGGACAAUGAGUGGGAUGAAGGGGUCUGAAGAUGACAUAUGGAUUCAGAAAUGCAGGAAGGUGGGUAGAGAGAAAGGAUCACAACCCGCGAUUUCUCACCUCGAGGGGUUGAAUUGGGAAGUUAUCGUGGUUAAGGGCUCGGCCGCUAAAGCAUAUGGCUUUUCUUUUGGGAAGAUAGUUCUAGUUCCUAAACCCUAA
This is a messenger RNA of Tarenaya hassleriana, 873 nucleotides long. RefSeq lists its product as uncharacterized. Bases 1 to 873 code for a protein of 290 amino acids. The transcript is spliced from 2 exons. Gene Ontology annotation, cellular component: membrane. Gene Ontology annotation, molecular function: metalloendopeptidase activity. The record is from RefSeq and is a predicted model, not a curated record. NCBI's taxonomy places the organism in Eukaryota, Viridiplantae, Streptophyta, Magnoliopsida, Brassicales, Cleomaceae.